CAAAUUAUUUCCUAUCGUCUUCUUCACCGACACACCCAAUGGCCUUGCCAGCGGCCUCAGCUUCUGCAAAAUCACUUUUCAAAAAGCUGCUGCUCUUACAUUCUCCACACAAAUUCUCUACCGCUCGUUUCUCUGCUCCCGCCACAGCUCGAUCAGUAAAUAGUGCUCUCAGAAACAGAGGCAAAAGCAAAAUCAAUAGAGAAUCGAAUCAGAAGCAGAAGCAGAAAGCUGAGCUGUUAGUGAAGAGGCGAACGCGGUCGGAUAGAGAGCUCGACGAGGAGGUGUUCUCGAAGCACUAUGGGAAUGAGAGUUCUGCUGCGCAUGUCCCCGUCAUGCUCGGUGAAGUGCUCGACGCCUUCGCCUCCGUCUCCCUCAAAUCCUUCGUUGAUUGCACUCUCGGCGCCGGCGGCCACUCCGCUGCGAUUAUUCAGGCCCAUCCAGAAAUGGAGUUUUAUGUUGGAUUUGAUGUUGAUCCUGUUGCCCAUCAAAUAGCUCUGGAUCAGAUAAAUAAUGUAUUGGACAAAGAUUCAGGCCCCUCUAGAGCCCACUUACAAGUUCACACACUCUUGAAGAACUUCAAAAGUAUUAAGUCUGCACUUCAUGAUAUUGAUGGGAAUCGUUCUCCAGGAGUUCAAGGAAUCUUAAUGGACUUAGGCAUGUCAUCCAUGCAGGUCAACAACGCUGAAAGAGGAUUUAGUGUACUGUGUAAUGGACCUUUGGAUAUGCGGAUGAACCCCCAGGCUAGCUUAAAGGCCGAAGACAUUUUAAAUUUAUGGCCAGAUGCUGAAUUGGGUCGAAUUUUACGGGACUAUGGUGAAGAAAGCAAUUGGUUCACUCUCCACAAGAGAAUUGUCAGGGCUCGGUCGACUGGUGGAUUACAUACUACACGUGAACUAGUUGAGCUCAUUCGUAACUCAACUUCUUGGGCAGGAGGUAGGCAGGGAUGGAUUAAGACUGCAACGCGUGUCUUUCAAGCAUUGAGAAUAGCUGUGAACGAUGAACUUAACACGUUGAAGGAUUCCAUCAACUCUUGUUUUGAUUCCCUCGGUUCUGGAGGAAGGCUGGCUGUCAUAUCGUUCCAUAGCUUGGAAGACAGAAUCGUGAAACAGGCGUUUCUGGACAUCAUAAAUCGCUCUGAUGGUGGAGGUAAGCAUACGAACCAUUCUGAAAAACUGGAUUCCUACAAGGAAAAAGAAGCAUGGAUUAAGCAGAUUGUGCGAGGCCCCGAUGCCAAUAUCCUAACGAAGAGACCGGUAACUCCGUCCGAAUCUGAGGAGAGACUCAACCCGCGAAGUCGAAGUGCUAAACUUAGGGUAAUUGAGAAGAUCGAGUUGCUCAUCACACUCUCUCAAAGGGUUAUUUAUACUCAAAAUAUCAACAUGUCGAAUCUAGUAAAUCAGGCCGUAUGUGUUCCACUUUUAUCUAUUUAACGCGUAUUAUACGUAGAAACUCAA
This is a messenger RNA of Salvia miltiorrhiza (redroot sage), 1454 nucleotides long. RefSeq lists its product as uncharacterized. Gene Ontology annotation, molecular function: rRNA (cytosine-N4-)-methyltransferase activity. The record is from RefSeq and is a predicted model, not a curated record. The transcript has 6 exons. Lineage: Eukaryota; Viridiplantae; Streptophyta; Magnoliopsida; Lamiales; Lamiaceae. Gene Ontology annotation, biological process: rRNA base methylation. Bases 39 to 1430 code for a protein of 463 amino acids.